This is a messenger RNA of Saccostrea cuccullata (small rock oyster), 1069 nucleotides long. RefSeq lists its product as uncharacterized. The coding region runs from base 5 to 1069 and encodes 354 amino acids. The transcript has 3 exons. NCBI's taxonomy places the organism in Eukaryota, Metazoa, Mollusca, Bivalvia, Ostreida, Ostreidae. The record is from RefSeq and is a predicted model, not a curated record. Gene Ontology annotation, molecular function: protein binding.
UAUCAUGGACAUUGAAUGCAAGACACCAAAGCUCCUAUGCAGAAGGAUGGACAAGACUGCUUGCGAAUUACCAUCCAGUGCCGAUAUGAAAGAGCCGCUGAAACCCUUCCCUCCCUCUGACAUUAUACUUGAGGUAGAAGGAAAGGAUAUACACCUUAAUAAACAGACGUUGAUGGAAAGGUCACCCGUAUUUAAGACUAUGUUUGAAUCUGACUUCAUUGAAAAAGGAAAAGAAAGGAUACCUCUGCCAGGAAAGAAGUAUGAAGAAUUUGUGAAUUUUUUAUACACUUUUUAUAACCCCGAACUGGUGGCUCCAAUAACCGAGAAAAAUGUACUGACGGCAGGAUCUCUGGCAGAUGAAUACCAAAUCAUGGACCUCAAAGAUAAGUGUGAAUCAUUUAUCUUAGACCAUUGCAAACAAGCAUCUAAAAACAGGGAGAUCCGUAUUGAUAUAAAAACUCUGCUGGAAUAUGCUUCGUACGCCGAAAAUCACAAUAUGACUUUGGCUCUUUCUCUGAUUAUUAAACUUUGCUCAAGACACAGUGCUGAGUCUUUGAAAAGGGCAAAACUCAAAGCGAAAGUUUCAGCUGAUACGCACCGAAAAAUUUUGGAUAUUCGAUGCUCUCUCAUGGAACGCCAAGUAGCAACCUCUGUAGAAAAAGGAGAUGAAACUAUUUCAGAGUUAAUGGAAUUUGCCUGGGAGACUCAAGAUAAAGAUAAAAUGAAAAAAUGCGAAGAACGUCUCGUGGCUAUUUGCGAAAAGGCCAGCCAAGAUCCGCCUAAAAUUGGAACACUUACCAGGGAAACAAUUCUAGAUUACAUAAUUGCUGCUGAAAGAUUUAACCUGGAACGUCUUUUGUCGUCUGCGAUCGAAGUAGCCUCUAAAUGCUAUUCUUCAUUGAUAUAUGAAGAUAAAUAUAAAGAGAUUUCAAAAUCAACACAGUACGAAAUAUGUACAGAACGCGUUUCUCUCCUUGAACGAGAAUGUACAGUAGAAAGUGAAAAUAACUUAUUUAAACCACCUCCUGUCGAUCGCCCUAGACAUAAAAAUCGUAAAUGGUUUUAUUAA